AUGGCUAAAGCAUUGCAGAGCCAAAAUCAUGUGGGUUUACCAUCCACUACUGAGAAAAACCCCAGAGAUCAUCUCAAGGCUAUUAAGUUGAGAAGUGGGAAAGCAUUGGAUGAUCCAUAUGCAGGACGUGCUACAAUUGAGGCGAAUAAGGAACAGUGUGAGGGUGGCGAGCCUGAAAAGGUAGUUGCAAAACCACCUCCACCACCUCCUUUUGUGCCAAAGGUUCCAUUCCCACACAGAGUGAUGAAGCCGCAAGACACUUGGAAGUUUCACAAAUUUUUUGAAACUUUCAAGAAGCUGCAGAUAAACAUCAGUCUGGCAAACGUAUUGAGAGAGAUGCCGCACUAUGCGAAGUUUCUCAAGGAGAUCAUCACUAACAAUCGGAGUUGGGAUGCAGAGGGACCAGUACGAAUGACGGAAAACUGCAGCUCAAUCAUAUUGAGCAACCUACCGACCAAGCUCAAGGAUCCAGGGAGUUUCACUAUCCCUUGUACUAUCGGUAGCAUGCAAUCUGUUAAUUGCCUUUGCGAUUUAGGUGCUAAUCACUCUCUGAAGAAGCCACAUGGGAUUGUGGAAGACGUCUUAGUUAAGGUCAACAAAUUCAUAUUCCCUGUGGAUUUUGUUGUCCUUGACUACGUAGCGGACAAAGUUCUUAUUGAUGUUCAUGAUGACAAGCUGACUCUGAGGAUUGGGGAUGAAAGCGUCGAGUUUGACAUGAGGAAGAUCACACGCCAUCCAAAUUUCGGAUGA
Molecule: messenger RNA, 750 nt
Organism: Mercurialis annua (annual mercury)
Lineage: Eukaryota; Viridiplantae; Streptophyta; Magnoliopsida; Malpighiales; Euphorbiaceae
Exons: 3
Coding region: 1-750 (249 amino acids)
Source: RefSeq, a predicted model, not a curated record